Messenger RNA from Teleopsis dalmanni, 1423 nucleotides. RefSeq lists its product as uncharacterized. The record is from RefSeq and is a predicted model, not a curated record. Lineage: Eukaryota; Metazoa; Arthropoda; Insecta; Diptera; Diopsidae. The transcript has 2 exons. The coding region runs from base 114 to 1376 and encodes 420 amino acids.
UAAAACUACUGCACUGUCAGAUUUGAAUAUUCUGAAAUUUGUAUAAAAACUUUUGCGUUAAUGUGGUUGGUUGUACUUGAUAUUUGGUAGCUAAGCAUUCAAGAGCUUUAAGAAUGUCUCCGUUAAAUACUAAUAAUAUUGCACCAACUCCUCCAGCUUGGCUUACGUGCGGCUACUUGGAGCAUAAAUUACAAAUCUAUCACAAUAAUACUAGUCUUAAAAUAAUAAACUUAGAAAUAGUGCCGGCAACAGCGCAAGGUGAAAACUACUUAAGCAUAAUGUGGCGUAUAAAAGUAAGUUACAGUGUACAAUAUAAAAAGGAUAUGCAGACCUCGUCCUAUAUAGCCAAGACAUGCUUUCAAGAUAAUAGCGUCUCAGCAAAUGUAAUUAAUGAAUUUAAUAUGUUUCCGCAUGAAAUGAAGAUAUAUGAAAAAAUCUUGCCUAAGUUAACGGAAAUCCUAAAAGAAAUUGGCUAUGAACACAAAAUGUUUGCAGACGCUGUUUAUGUUGACUAUGAAAACUCGGCGAUUAUUUUUGAAGACCUUUCAACACAAAAUUUUGUAACAGCAGAUCGCGUUACGUGUCUGGACAUGGAACAUGUGAAGGUUGUCUUAAGCACUCUAGCGAAAUUUCAUGCAGCUGGUGCAGUUUUGAAUGAGCGUAUGCCCGGUAUAUUUGCUCAGAAUUAUGACCGCGGUAUGAUGAACAGACGUACUACAGCCUUUCAACCUAAAAUCGAGGGCGUUCUAACAGCUUUAGCUCGUUAUGUGGAAAGUGAAAGUGAUCUUAAAGAGAAAUAUUAUGAGAAGCUCUCUACAUUAAUAACACGUGCAAUGGAGUAUGGUGCACGCGUUUUUGAUGUUAACGAUCAGCAUUUUAUGACUUUGGUGCAUGGAGACUUCUGGACGUCUAAUAUUAUGUUUCGUUAUUCGGAUAAUGUACCAAUAAGUAUUGUACCGGUUGAUUUUCAGUUCUCAGUUUGGACUUCUCCGGCUAUUGAUCUGCAUUAUUUCUUCAAUACUUCACUACAGGAAGACUUGCGUCUCUAUAAGCAACCAGAAUUAAUUCAAUUUUAUUAUUAUAAUUUAGCGAAUACGUUGAGGUCUAUAAAAUAUCAUGGACAUAUACCUAGUUUAUUUGAUUUUAAAAUACAAGUUGAAAUGCGCAGUUUUUUGGCGCUAACAUCGGCUUUUAUUUAUCAACCUGUGAUGAUAUGUGAAGAAACUGAAGAUGCCAGUUUUAAAAAUUUGGUUUCAAAUUCCGAGGAAGGAAUACGUUUCAAAAAAACAUUAUUCCGCAACGAGAGAGUGCAGAAAAAUCUAAAACGACUAUUACCGAUAUUUGAUCAGAAGGGUUUACUUGAUGUUAUGGAUUAAAGAGUAGAAGAAAUAUGUUCCGCUUGCAAUAAAAUGAAUGAAACAUU